GAGARRGUUYCGUACGAAGAUUUCAGCAAAGAGAGAGAACUAUAUAGCAAUCCGCAAAUAACAUCAUAAAUCAAACGACGUCAAGAUGGGGAAAAGAGGACCAACGAAGCUGCGCGGUAGUCGUGGGUCUCGAGUAGGAAAUAUAGAAAGAUUCGAUUUGAUGGUKCCCUUGCCGCAGACCCCGGGGGGUGCAUCGAGUUUAGAAUGCAAGAUCUUGGUAAAAGAAAUACGAGAAAGAUUAGCAUCCAUCGGUUUCACGCACAUGGCCUUAACACACACAGUUUACGGAAGACCUAAACCAGACGACCGAGCCGAUGUCGCCAUUCCUAAAUCGUUGUGGUCGACUUCGGAGGAWACAGCAAAAAACAACAGGACUAAGAAAAGAAAGCUUAACGUAACGCCGUCUCACUCGAAGGGAGAGGACGAGGCCAACAUUUGUGUUUUGCGUAGACUUCAUGUGGUUCUCGAAAACCAGUCCGACAUGGGGACAUAUUUGUCGAAUGGGCCACAAGAAGACCUGCUUAACGAGUACGACCUUGUUUCUAUCUGCCCUACCAAUGAAGUUACAUUUCAAUCCGCGUGUAAGUCGGCUACAAUGGCAGACAUCAUCACGUUGGAUUAUUCUUCCCGUGGCUUGAAACUUCCCUACCGGAUUCGGUCGGCCGACGUCAGAGUAGCUACAGAACGUGGUGCAAGUUUUGAGAUUCCUAUUGCGCCGGCUUUGCUUCACCUGAAACAACGCAAGGCGUUGGUCCAUGCUUGCAAAGAACUCCAAAACAGCAGCCUAGCAACAAAGCCUCGCAUCAUUGUAAGCUCUGGCGACCGAUUGAUCGAUGGUUCGGAUGCUGGUGCCCUGGCACUGAGACUCCCCGGUGAUAUUUCCAAUCUUUGCAAAACAGUAAUGCACUUCGAUGCCACUACGGCUUGUAACGUAGUUGGAUCGGCCGCCAUGAAAACUCUGCAACGAGGGAAGGAACGGCGGCUCGGGCAGGCAGGUACUAUUUACAAUGUGUCCGUAGUCCGAACGAAAGACAUGUUGAUUUCCAAGCAGGCGGCACAGUCGAGAGGCAAGAGCAAAGGUGUUGAAGAAGAACAUAAUCAUAAGGUAGUGAAGUCGAAAGAAGAAGUCGGCGAGGAUUCAUCAGAGAGUGAUGAACACAGUGACGAUGGCUUCAUUGGAUUAUAAUCAUAUUGACAAGCGAUACGAAGAGGAAAAUCAAUGCUACGUGUUCGA
Molecule: messenger RNA, 1234 nt
Organism: Pseudo-nitzschia multistriata
Lineage: Eukaryota; Bacillariophyta; Bacillariophyceae; Bacillariales; Bacillariaceae
Source: the annotation of a GenBank genome assembly